AGUAAAUCGGCCAAAACUCGCCGGCAUUUGUGGUUAGAGAGUGGUUACACUUGUCACAGCACUCCCAUCUACGGUUACCAGCUGUGCAUCGAAAGCGAGCAAGCGCCGGAGCUUGGAAGGCAUCAAACAAGCACCCUGCCACCCACUCACUCGGAAACAUGGCGUCGUCGCCGCGCGCGCAGACGCUAAGGCAAGCCGCGCUCGAGACGCCAACCACUUACGGCUCGCCGUCGCUACACGGCACGGCGAUGCGAAUAGAGUCUCCACCGUGGAACGAGCGCAUGGCCGGCGCCGCGAGACGACUCUGGGCCUCGAUGCGGCGCACCGUGACGCCGCAGCGGGCGCGAGGGAGACGGGAGAUGUACGAGGAGAUCCGGGAGCGCGAGGAGGCGCGGCGAAGGUCUUUCGCGGAAGGCGCCGAGGUGUCGCAGCGGCGCUCGCGAAUUUUGUUGCGGGACUCGUACGACCACCAGUCUGUUGGAAGAUGGAACAUUAAGCGAGUGGGCGGCGACUGGGUGCACAUGUAUUUGGACGAUUGGUUUAAUACCAUAGUACAUUUACCUAUACUACGGUUACUGUUCUUGAUGGUCAUCAUCUACGUGGCCUGCGUCUUUGUGUUUGGCGUGGGCUACCUCUCUUUUUCUGAUGAAUGCGGCAUGGAUUUUGGGGAUAGAUUAGAAGCCUAUUACUUCAGCCUGGAGACGAUGGCGACGAUUGGGUAUGGUACUCAAGAUUACUUCUUCGGGCACUGCUGGGAGCCGCUGGCCAUCAUCAACGUGCAGGUCGUGUGCGGGCUGGUGAUUGAGUCGUUAUACUUUGGGAUUAUAUUCCAUCGCCUGACGCGGGGUCGACACCGCCAGUCGACGGUCCUGUUCUCGGAUAAAGCGGUAGUACGAAGGGUCGACGGCUCCUACUACCUCGUGUUUCAGGUCUGCGAAUUGCGACGGCACCACCUCCUGGAUGCGAAAAUUCGAGUUUUCGCCGUGCGGCACGAGCGCGACGAGCAUGGGGCUGCGUAUUAUCAGGCGCACCGCAUGCAGUUACGAAGACCUCGAGAUGAUACGGGCGGGCUGCUGUUGAUGGCUUUGCCGCAGCUCGUGGUUCAUAAACUGGACGCGGCGUCUCCGUUAGUCCCGGCGGAGACGUGGAUUAGUGCAAGGGGGCCUCGAAGCUGGCGCGGGCUGUCGCCGAACGUCAUGGCGUCUCCCACCUUCGGCGAAGGCCACAAACCUAGGUUCGAGCGAGGCGACUCCUUCCGCACGAACGCGGCCGCGAUCCCGUCGCCGCACAAGGUCGGCAAACCUCCUCCAAAACAGCGCAUCCACCGACGACGGCCGAGCGUCGAGUCGCGCAUGUUCGCGCCCUUCACGCACUCGGCGUCGCACGUGAGCGACGACGUCUCGGGCUCGUUCGACACCGAAGAGGAGGAGCCCUCGACGCCGCCACCGCCGGGGCGGCAGGCGCACUUUGCUCGCGGUCCAACAGCGUCCGAGGACGCGGAGUUUCGGGCGGCGCUCGACGCGUUCUUCUUCGACCGCGACGUCGAGAUCGUGGCCAUCGUCGAGGGCUGCGACGAGAUCACGUCGCGGUUAGUGCAAGCUAGACAUUCCUACGCGAUCGAGAACUUCGCGUGGUGGCACAACUUCGCGCCGUGCGUGUUUCGGCAGCCGGGCGGGUCUUGUCUCGUGGAUUUCUCGGAAUUUCAUCGGACGCUCGAGCCGGGGGAGGACCGGGGUGUUUAAGUCUAGGAAUUCUA
This is a messenger RNA of Pelagomonas calceolata, 1756 nucleotides long. The record is from the annotation of a GenBank genome assembly. Lineage: Eukaryota; Pelagophyceae; Pelagomonadales; Pelagomonadaceae.